Molecule: messenger RNA, 1328 nt
Organism: Branchiostoma belcheri (Belcher's lancelet)
Lineage: Eukaryota; Metazoa; Chordata; Leptocardii; Amphioxiformes; Branchiostomatidae
Product: transducin beta-like protein 2
Biological process (GO): endoplasmic reticulum unfolded protein response
Cellular component (GO): endoplasmic reticulum
Molecular function (GO): protein binding
Source: RefSeq, a predicted model, not a curated record
UGGACUAGUCCAGUAGAGUGAACAUGGCGGACAACGUGGCAGAGGAGAGCGCGAGUCUGCCGGCUCUAGCCGUGACCGCUGCCGUGGGCGCCGUGGUGCUGCUGCUGGUACUGCUGUGCGGGGUAGGGCAGGGCAAGGGACAGCAGGAAGGCGAGAAAACAGAAGAGAAAAGCAGCAAAGUGAAGAAACAGCCCAGAAAAGCCAAGCCCAAGCCGGCUCUGAAACAGCGAGCGGGAGCCCACACCUUCUCACACACACUACUGGCCACCUCACUCAAGGGACACAGUGGCAGGGUCAUGGGACUGGACUUCAGCACUAAUGCCAAGUACCUGGCAACAUGUGCAGAAGACAGGACUGUACGGAUCUGGAGUCUUAAAGACUGGAAAGACAAAGAGCACAAGAGUGUCCAAGUGAAUGUGGAGUUGGAUCAUGCCACUUCUGUCAAGUUCAGUCCUGAUAACAGGGCCUUCAUUGUUGCACUUUACAAUGGGAACACCAUCAGAGUCUUCCGUAUCGGCAGAAAGGACGAAGGAACAGGCAUUCAUGUGUCAGCACUGGAACAGGACUUUCCACAGAAAAGUAUCAAGGACAUUGUUGGGCUGGGGAUCUCCUCUAAUGGGAAGUUCAUGAUGACUGCAUUCGCUGAUACAAGCAUCUACGUCUGGAACACCAAACCUGGAGGUAAGUUUCUGGCCACCAUUGACACCCAUCAGUUGGAGAACUACCACGCAGCUGUCUCACCCUGUGGCAGGUUCAUCGGCUGCUCAGGUUUCACUCCAGAUGUGAAGGUCUGGGAAGUAAGCUUUACAAAAGGAGGGGAGUUUAAGGAAGUCUCCAGGGCGUUUGAGUUGAAAGGACAUUCAUCGGGGGUGUACUCUUUUGACUUCAACGUGGACUCCACCCGCAUGGUGUCUGUGUCCAAGGACGGGACAUGGAGACUCUGGGACACCAACAUUGAGUACCAGAAGGGCCAGGAGGCCAGUUUGCUGAGUAAGGGAGAACUCCACAGCCCAGCACAGUGUAUGGUGGCCAUGGCUCCCAACGGGUCAUCCUUCGCUAUAGCUCAGGGUUAUGACAUCAGCCUGUACUCUACAGAAACUGGGCAGGAGGAGGAGAAAUUCACAGACGUUCACGCAGAACCAGUGACAGCUGUGGCCUUUGACCUGGGCAGUAAGUUCCUGGUGUCUGCAGGUGACAAACACGUGCGAGUUCUCCACAACACAGUCGGGUACCACGCCCUGCUGCACGACCUACAACACAAACUCAAGACUACCCAGAGUACUGCUUACAAGGAGAGACUAAAGGAACAAAUAAAGGAGACAGAGUGA